This is a messenger RNA of Marchantia polymorpha subsp. ruderalis, 4436 nucleotides long. NCBI's taxonomy places the organism in Eukaryota, Viridiplantae, Streptophyta, Marchantiopsida, Marchantiales, Marchantiaceae. The record is from the annotation of a GenBank genome assembly.
GGGACGAGGGGCGGGGGUCGGGGGAGGGAAUUUCACCAGCGUGCGAGAAGCAACUGAGAGCUCGACGACGCCGAGUCGACUCUCUUGCGAGAGAGGAGAGGAGGGAGGGAGCUGGGCGUGGACCAAUAGAAUGGACAGGCUCUAGGACACACCACACCAGCACAAGCUUUGCUUGCGUUUGCUCGUCGAGAAAAGGAGGAUUGGAGCGAUUAUUGGUGCGAGGGAUAGGACCCUCCUAGGUUUGCGACGCGGACGAGACGAGGGAGACGACGUUCGACGAGCGUGCGAUACAGGGCGCGCGAGUGUCAGAGAGAGGGGGAGGAAUAUGUGUCGAAACCUCAUCGAUGCCACGCUCACACUCCGGACCUUAACCACCACCGAGUACAGAGGACUCGAGGUAUAACGAGAAUCGACAAUAGUGAACUUGUCCAGGCCUCGACGAGAGCGCGGGAAGAACGGGGUUGAGGCGAGGCGGAGGGAGGGAGUGAGGUAGUGAGGGAGCUGAGGAGGAGAACCAAAGCAAGAGGAGAUAGUAGGCGGCACGGGGAGAGAUGGCGGAGAAGCUGUUGGACUUUACGCAGCCGUUUGAUGUCGGGCUUCUUGAUGCCACUGUCGCUGCUUUUUACGGCACAGGGUCGAAAGACGAGAGGGCAGCGGCUGAGAGAAUCCUCAGACAGUUGCAGGAGCACCCUGAUACGUGGACUCGCGUCGUGACUAUCUUGCAAAAUUCGGGGAACUUGAAUUCGAAGUUUUACGCCCUUCAGGUCCUGGAAGGUGUCAUCAAGUAUCGGUGGAAUGCCUUGCCGAUGGAACAACGGGAUGGGAUCAAGAAUUACAUCUCAGACCUUAUCGUUCAGUUAUCAAGCAACGAGUCCUCAUUUCGACAUGAGCGACUUUACGUCAACAAACUGAACAUCAUUCUAGUUCAGGUUCUGAAGCAUGAGUGGCCUGCUCGGUGGCCCAGAUUUAUACCGGAUCUCGUGUCAGCUGCAAAGAGUAGUGAAACUCUUUGCGAAAAUUGCAUGGUUAUUUUGAAGCUCCUAAGUGAGGAAGUUUUUGACUUUUCUCGGGGUGAGAUGACGCAAAACAAGAUCAAAGAGCUCAAGCAUUCACUUAACAGUGAAUUCCAACUGAUACACGAGUUGUGUCAGUAUGUCCUGUCCGUCUCUCAACGGCCCGAGCUAAUUCGAGCUACGUUGGCCACUCUGCACGCCUUCCUAUCCUGGAUUCCUCUGGGAUAUAUCUUUGAGUCAUCUUUGCUGGAGACUCUUUUGAAGCUUUUCCCAAUCGUGGCCUACCGAAAUCUUGCUCUGCAGUGCUUGACGGAGGUGGCUGUCCUUAGCUUCGGGGAUUUCUAUGACUCUCAGUUUAUCAAGCUCUAUACAAUCUUUAUGGCCCAGCUGCAGAUUAUUUUACCUCCCGGAACACAUAUCCCAGAAGCAUAUGGCAGUGGUUCCGAUGAAGACCAGGCUUUCAUACAGAACUUGGCUCUUUUCUUUACGUCCUUUUACAAGUCCCAUAUCGGAGUGAUGGAGGCAACCGCAGAGAACCAAAGCGUUCUUUUAAUGGGUCUUGACUACCUUAUUGGGAUCUCGUACGUGGAUGACACCGAAGUAUUUAAGGUUUGUUUGGACUACUGGAAUUCUUUAGUCUGUGACCUUUUCCAGUCCGAGUGUAACAUGGAAACACCAGCCACCGCAAGUCCUUUGGGCCUACAGGUUGGUCUUGGUGUAACCAUGGGAGACGGUCUCGGUUCUCAGUUGUCACACCGGAAGCAGCUUUAUUCUGGGCCACUGUCAAAACUCCGACUGCUCAUGAUUAGCCGGAUGGCCAAGCCUGAAGAGGUUUUGAUCGUCGAAGACGAGAAUGGUAACAUCGUACGAGAGACAAUGAAGGACAACGACGUUCUUGUCCAAUAUAAGAUCAUGCGAGAAACUCUGAUCUACUUGUCCCAUCUGGACCACGAAGACACUGAACAGCAGAUGCUGAAGAAACUGAACAAGCAGUUGAACGGAGAAGAAUGGGCUUGGAAUAAUCUGAACACUCUUUGCUGGGCUAUAGGAUCCAUUUCAGGAUCCAUGGUUGAAGAUCAGGAAAAUCGAUUCCUAGUGACGGUCAUACGUGAUUUACUCAAUCUUUGUGAGAUUACUAAGGGCAAAGAUAACAAGGCGGUGAUCGCCAGCAAUAUCAUGUAUGUUGUGGGUCAAUAUCCGAGGUUUCUAAGAGCCCAUUGGAAGUUUUUGAAGACUGUUGUAAUUAAACUGUUUGAGUUCAUGCAUGAGACCCAUCCAGGUGUACAGGAUAUGGCUUGUGAUACGUUCCUGAAGAUUGUUCAGAAGUGCAGACGAAAGUUUGUAAUUCUUCAGGUCGGAGAAACGGAACCUUUUGUUUGUGAGCUAUUGAAGGGAUUGCCAACCACUAUUCUUGAUCUUGAAAGCCAUCAGAUUCACACCUUUUACGAAGCUGUCGGAUUCAUGAUUCAAGCCGAAGGAGACUUACAACGACGAGAUGAAUAUCUCCAAAAACUGAUGGAGCUUCCUAACCAGAGAUGGGCAGAGAUCAUUGGCCAAGCUCGCCAAAGUGUUGAUUACUUGAAAACUCAAGAUAUUAUCAAGGCCGUUCUUAACAUUCUUCAGACAAACACGAGUGUGGCGAGCUCCCUGGGCCAAGCUUUCCUUUCCCAAAUCUCCCUAAUCUACUUGGACAUGUUGAAUGUGUACAGAAUGUACAGCGAGCUUAUAUCUAGUAGCAUCGCAGAUGGAGGCCCUUAUGCUUCACGGACUGCUUACGUGAAACUUCUGCGGUCUGUCAAGCGAGAGACGCUGAAGUUGGUAGAAACUUUUGUGGACAAAGCAGAAGACACGGAACUGAUUGCCAAGCAGUUUGUCCCAGCAAUGAUGGAUCCUAUCUUGGGGGAUUACGCAAGAAAUGUCUCUGACGCGAGAGAGUCUGAGGUGCUCUCCCUAUUUGCAACCAUUAUCAACAAGUUGAAGGUGGCUAUGAUUGAGGAUGUUCCUCGAAUAUUCGAAGCUGUCUUUGCUUGCACGUUGGAGAUGAUCACUAAAAAUUUCGAGGAUUACCCCGAACAUCGGCUGAAGUUUUUUUCGCUGCUAAGAGCAAUAGCCAGCCACUGCUUUCGUGCUCUGUUCACUCUCUCAAGCCAGCAACUCAAGCUUGUCAUGGACUCAAUAAUCUGGGCUUUCCGACACACGGAGCGAAAUGUGGCUGAAACUGGUCUCAAUUUACUGCUGGAGAUGCUCACUAAUUUCCAGGCAUCAGAGUUUUGCAAUCAGUUCCAUCAGACGUAUUUCUUGACUAUCGAGCAAGAGAUUUUUGCGGUGUUAACAGACACAUUCCACAAACCUGGAUUUAAGCUCCAUGUCCUGAUACUACAACAUCUUUUCUGUUUGGUUGACUCCGGAGCACUAACGCAACCCUUAUGGGACGUGAGCGCCCUUGGUGCGGCUGCCUAUCCAAGUAAUAUGAACUUCGUUCGUGACUACACUAUAAAGCUCCUGGGCAGCUCAUUUCCCAAUAUGACACCACUGGAGGUGACGACAUUUGUGAAUGGUCUUUUUGAGACAAGAAAUGACUUGGGCGCUUUCAAGAAUCAACUACGAGACUUCUUGAUACAGUCCAAAGAGUUUUCUGCUCAGGAUAACAAGGAUUUGUAUGCGGAAGAAGCCGCUGCGCAAAGAGAAGCGGAAAGGAGGCGGAUGUUGACAAUACCAGGUCUGAUUGCCCCGAGCGAGCUGCAGGACGAGAUGGUCGAUACAUGACAUUGACCUGUUCUAUCUCAGUCCCGUGCUUGGUUUCCAGGGGAAGGUUUGGAAGGUAGCUGUGUUCGACUCAGCGGGCACCCAUGAUCUCUGGUCCUUACAGAUAGGAGCACCUCGCAGGGUAGGCAGUUUUUGUGAAGAAAAGCAGAGCAUAUGCUACCAUUAAUUUCAUCUCAUUGGUUGGAAAGGUGCGAAUAGAGGAGCUUGCAUCUUUUUGUACGUGAGAUCGGGAGUCUUUGACUCUCGCUUGAGCACAAGUUAUGUAGGGGGCUGUCCAUAACUACUAGUGAUGCCUCUGGGCAGGGUUGAGAGUGCGUUGUGCAGGUUCAGGUUUUGUUGCCUGGUAAAUUACCCUGCCUGUAGAGCUUCUCACAGACUCCGCCUUCAGUGGUUGAAGUAGGGAUCGCUCCUUUCAAGUAGGUUACCCCACAGCAGACAAGCUGUAGAUGGACGCGCACCAUGUAUGCAACUGAGAAAUUCAUCUGAUUGUGGAGCAUCCAACGAAUAGGAUAUUAGUCUGUGGGCUGAGAUGGUGGAAACGUUGGUCAGUGCCAUAUGCUCCAUGCUUGCAAAGGAUAUAUGCGAGUUGUCAAUGAUUUGUCAAAUUUUGAUCUUUCACCAUCUCAUGUAACUUACGUACAGUAUAUCAACAAAGCC